Molecule: messenger RNA, 1788 nt
Organism: Morus notabilis
Lineage: Eukaryota; Viridiplantae; Streptophyta; Magnoliopsida; Rosales; Moraceae
Product: DELLA protein RGL1
Exons: 3
Coding region: 1-1788 (595 amino acids)
Biological process (GO): regulation of DNA-templated transcription
Cellular component (GO): nucleus
Molecular function (GO): sequence-specific DNA binding; DNA-binding transcription factor activity
Source: RefSeq, a predicted model, not a curated record
AUGGCUAAUGAUCAUCAUUCGUUCUAUCUUAGUUCACCAUUCAAUUUCGAUGAAAUCCAGGGCGGCAACUAUGUUCCUAUUUCAGAUCAUCAUCAAGAUGAGGAGCCGAUCUUCAGUGUAAACAAAGCGAAAAACGACCAUUUGUUGGGUUUGGAAGACCAUGGAGAUCAUGAUCUUUCAGUUGAUUAUCAUCAAUAUGGCAAUAAUUUCACUGGUCAAAAAGGACAAGCUGAUCAUCAAUUUUCCAAAGAUCAAGAUCAACAACAACAACGCUCCAUUUUCGACGAUUUUGACACGAGCUCCAUCUUCCUACCAACACAACCAACGGAAGAAAUUAGUACUUCUAGUACUUUUAGUACAACUCAUAAUAUUGUAGAAGCGAUUAAGCAAAAGCCAAUUCAAACGCCUUUGUCUUCCCUAAAGCUCCUAAGCAACAACAGAAACGCCUUCAACAAGUUGAAGAUUGAAAACUUCAUAACCAAAUUACCACAAAGCAGCAGCUAUAACAAGACUUAUUCUCUCCGUCAGAAGCUAUCAACCGAAGAUAUCGUGAGGAUCGCCGGAGCAAGAUACAUACAAUUCUCGGACCAAGGCAAUUACCAUGGUUACUGCACGCCUUUACACCCUUUUGGCUGCGCUCUCUCAGGCCUCUCUGAUGGCGAAACAAAAGACGUCGAGCUCGUCCACAUUCUCCUGGCAGCGGCCGAGAAAGUAGGCUUCCAACAGUUCGAUCGGGCGACCAGAUUGCUCCAAAACUGUGAAGUGAUCGCCGCCUCUAGAUCCAACCCUGUCGAGAGAGUUGUCGCCGUUUUCGCUGGAGCUCUUCGAGAGAGGAUUGAGAGAGAAAAUGGAAUGUUUGUGGAGAAAAAUUUAGCGGAAAACGAUGAGAUAACACAAGGAUUGAGUACUAACCUUGCGACGCUUAGAUACCACCAACAGGUUCCUUUCCUUCAAGUGAUGCAGUUCCCAGCUAUCCAAGCUAUAGUGGAGAGUUUUGAGCCUGCGACUAAGCUUCACUUGAUUGAUCUCGAGAUAAGAAGCGGAAUCCAAUGGACAGGAUUGAUGCAAGCGCUAGCUGCGCGAGAGGAAAGGCCAAUUGAGCUUCUUAAAAUCACUGCCAUUGGAGUAAGAGGAAAGCAGAAAAUAGAGGAGACGAGAAAACGUUUAGUGAGUCUCGCGGAAUCUUUGAACCUGCUCUUUUCGUUUAACGCAGUGAUUGUCUCGGACAUGGAAGAUAUCAAAGAAGAAUUGUUCGAAAUCGACCGCAAUGAGACCGUCAUCGUUCACUCCUCGUUAUUCCUAAGGACAAUGCUUUGGAGGCCUCAUUGCCUGGAAAAGCUAAUGAGAGUGAUCAGGAAUCUUAGGCCUUCCAUGAUGGUGGUGGCGGAAGUGGAAGCAGAUCAUAAUUCACCAUCCUUCGCAAGGCGAUUCAUCGAGGUGUUGUUCUUCUACGCCGCGUUCUUCGACUGCUUGGAGACUUGCAUAAAUCUGGAAGAUUUUAGGACAACGAUGGAAGAAAUCUUAGCUGUCGGGAUCAAAAACAUGGUGGCGACGGAGAGGAGUGAGAGGAUUUAUAGAAAUGUGAGAAUAAAUGUGUGGAGGGCUUUCUUUACCAGGUUUGGAAUGGUGGAGAUAAAACUGAGUGACUCAUCUCACUACCAAGCUAGCCUUGUGGCUAAACAGUUUGGCUGUGGGAAUUCAUGUACUCUUGAAAGGAAUGGCAAGUGCCUAAUGGUUGGGUGGAAAGGAACCGCAAUUCAUUCCUUUUCAGCUUGGAAGUUCCUUUGA